GUUUAAUAUUAUAUGAAUGUUCUGUGUAUUUUGACUUAAGAGUUCAACAUUUCUGUUUCAUCGCUAUGUCAGUCCACAGCGAAAAUUCACAAUGUGGGGGUCUUAGUGAACAUGUUGAGUCCCUUGAAGCAGAGUUAGCUAGAUUAAAUGAACGGUUAAAAUCUCAGAUUGAUGAGGCUGAAAUAGAGAGACUAAAGACACUUAUUGAUGAUAUCAAUGCUAAAAUACAAAUUCAAAGGGUAUCAGUAACAGAGCCAACCUCCAAUGUUGAACCCCGUAAAUCCUCGCGAGAGAGAAAGUUAACUCCCAAAAUGCUGGAGCUAAAACAACAAGAGAUCUCUCAAAAGGAGAAUAAGUUUGUUAUUUUAUAUGACAAAUGGAAGGAGCAAAUCAGAGCUGCACGCUCCUCACUCAAAAAUGAGUGCUCUGACAAGGAUUUGUGUUGUAUGAUGGAUGAUGUAGAAGGGCUAGAGGCUCUAGUGAAGGAUGCAUACGAGAAUGUCCGAGCACAGUCUCUACCUUCCACUGAUAUCAGACGUAAAAUGGAUUCAUGCACAGCAGUAACUGCAGAUGUGAUGGUGCUACUGAAAGUGCGGAUGAGUGAAGUGGGGCAAGAUGACUUUGACGCUAAGGCAGAAAAUGCAAGAUUGCACACGACGCUCGACAGAGAGUACGCACAGUCGAUAUUUAGUGCCUCAGUCCUCGAAGCUUCCAUUUGUAGUCGCCAGUCGAGAUGCUCAUCAGAACAGCAAAGUAUCACAGUAAAAAGAGCGGACUGUGCCGCACAACUUGCAGCCAAAAAGGCAGAGAUUGAAAUGGAUGAGGCAAUUGCUGCACAAAGGCAAGAACUGAAAAGACUGGAAGAUCAGCGAGACCUUCAAGUAAUAGCUGCUAAAAUGAAAGCUUACUCUGAAGCAGGCUCGGAUGAGGUCCCUGGAGUGGGUGUGAGUCACUGUCCUCCUGUGUCUAACAAAAUUGAAAGGAUAAAAGAGGAACCAUUGCAUCAAAACAAUGAACAAUCUAACAACGUAAGCAAAAACAUUUCUUUAGCUCAAGCAAUACAUGACGCAAUGGCACUCACCAGACUUCCAGCACCCGAGCCCUCGGUCUUCUCAGGAGACCCACUCAAGUUCAUAGAGUGGAGCACCAGUUUCAAAGCACUCAUAGAAAGUAGAUGCACAAAUCCAGCUGACAGAUUGUUCUACCUUCAGAAAUACAUCAGCGGCGAAGCACGGUCAGUGCUGGAAGGAAGCUUCUACAGGAAGGAUGAAGAAGCUUACAACCAAGCAUGGGAGGCAUUGAAUGCUCGCUAUGGCCAUCCCUUUGUAAUCCAGUGUGCAUAUAGAGAAAAACUGAAUAACUGGCCAAAGAUAAGUUCGAGAGACUCUGUUAAACUCAGACAGUACAGUGACUUCCUGACUGCUUGCAGCAAUGCCAUGCCACACAUUAAAGGUCUUCAGGUAUUGAAUGAUUGUGAAGAAAAUCAGAGGAUGCUACAAAAACUCCCCGAUUGGGUGACAUCACGCUGGAAUCGACAUGUAACAAAACAGCUGCAAGAAACACAUGAAUAUCCCAGUUUCGAAGAGUUUGCCAAGUUUUUGGCUCAUGAGGCAGAUGUGGCAUGUAACCCUGUAACAUCCCUGUAUGCCUUGAAAUCAUCUGAAGAAAGGCCUUCCAGAGACAUGAAGCGGCCAAAGGCCAAUGUAUUCAUUACAAAUACAAAGGAAUCAGAAAAAUCCAACACAGUGAUGAAAACACAAGGCUCUGUGGAGAACAGCACAAGAGAGACAAAUGACUCAAAGAGGUUAAACAUGCCAUUCAGUUCUCCCAGUCCAGUUAAAUGCAUGUACUGUAAGGAAAGUCACUCCAUUCACAAAUGCCAGGCACUCACCAAUAAGUCACCAGAAGAAAAGAAAAGAUUCAUACUGGACAGAAAUCUGUGUUUUGGUUGUCUUAAGAAAGGACACAAUUCAAGGGACUGCAGAAACAAGGCAACCUGUGGCAUAUGCAAAAAACAGCAUCCAACACCGUUGCAUGAGCACCGCAGCACUUCUUCAGACGCGUCUCCCCAUGCUGUUGUGCAAGCAGAAGAGUCAUCUUCACUCUCUUGCUCCAUAGACAAAGGUGAUGGUGGGAGCACAUCCAUGAUAGUGCCUGUGUGGCUCUCAUCAGUCACAACUCCUGAAACAGAGACAUUGGUGUAUGCUUUGUUAGAUACGCAGAGUAGCACUACCUUUGUAGACAAAGAGGUGUGUGAGAAGAUGGGGACAGGGUUAGAGCCGGUCAAGCUAAAACUUACCACUAUGAUGGGAAAAGAUUCCAUUGUUCAGAGUGACAGGGUUAGUGGUCUUAGAGUCAGAGGGUUUGCUUUAAAUAGCUUUGUUAACUUGCCACCUGCAUACACCAGAGACUUCAUCCCACUUGAACGCACACACAUUCCUACACCUGCAACAGCAAAAGGGUGGAAGCACCUGAGUGCUAUAGCACACGAAAUACCAGAGUUGUUAGACUGUGAAGUUGGACUCUUAAUAGGCUAUGACUGUUGUAGGGCACUAGCACCACGACAUGUUAUUACAGGUGGUGAUGAAGAGCCAUAUGCCAUUAGGACUGACUUGGGAUGGAGUAUUGUUGGUAGUUCACCAAAGACUGCUAAGUCCACAGAGGUAACAGGUCUUUGCCAUCGUGUGUCCGUCAAAGAGCUUCCAUCAUUAACACCAGCUGCUGUUCUCAGAGUCCUUGAAUCUGAUUUCAGAGACACAAAUUAUGGAGAGAAGACCAUAUCACAAGAUGAUAUUCAGUUCAUGCAGAUCAUGAACCAGACAAUACAGCAGAACUCAGAUGGCCACCUGGAAAUGCCUCUUCCUUUCAAAACACGUCCACACCUACCAGAAAACAAGCACCUGGCUCUGGUGAGACUGAAGCACCUGAAAGUGAAACUUGAGAGGAAUCCCAAAUUCAAGGAGGAUUAUAUUAGAUUCAUGGCAGGUGUCAUCGAAGGUGGAGAAGCAGAGAAGGCGGAAGGCUCACCCCCGGACGGAAAUGUGUGGUAUAUACCACAUCAUGGUGUCUAUCACCCAAGAAAACCUGAGAAGAUUAGAGUUGUAUUUGAUUGUUCUGCUAAAUAUGAGGGUACAGCUCUAAAUGAUCACUUACUGACAGGACCUGAUCUCACAAAUGGUUUGUCAGGGGUUCUCUGUAGAUUCCGCAAACAUCCAGUUGCUAUCAUUUGUGAUGUAGAGAAAAUGUUUCAUAGAUUUCAUGUAAGAAGAGAAGACAGAAAUUACUUGCGGUUUCUUUGGUGGGAACAGGGGGAUACCAACUCAGAGCCAAAAGAAUAUCGCAUGAAGGUUCACCUCUUUGGAGCAGCGUCCUCCCCUGGCUGCGCCAAUUAUGGGAUGAAGUUCCUAGCAAAUGAAAAUGAAAGGGAGUAUCCAUCUGCGGCCAACUUCAUAAAGAAAAAUUUUUAUGUUGAUGAUGGCCUCAUCAGUGUGGAGACGGCAGGGAAAGCCCUCCAACUAGUGAAAGAGACACAGGCUGUGUGUGCAAAGGGGAAACUGCAUCUCCACAAGUUCGUCUCCAACGACAGAGAAGUCUUGGAGUCAAUUCCGGACUGUGAACGAGCCAGUGGAGUUCAUGAUGUGAAUCUCAGCCAUGGAGACUUUCCUGUCCAGACUGUGUUGGGAGUGAAAUGGAAUGUGGACAGUGACACUUUCUCUUUCAGUGUAUCCCUAGAGAAAAAACCAGCAACGCGGAGAGGAAUUCUUUCAACUGUAGCCUCUGUGUUCGACCCCCUUGGCUUCCUUGCUCCUUUUCUCCUAUUGGGAAAGAAAGUGCUACAAGAAAUGUGUAAAAAGGGCAUAGCAUGGGAUGAACCACUGCCCAAAGACUUAGAGCCACAGUGGAAAAAUUGGCUGAAUGAUCUGGAGAACCUGCAAAAGCUUCACAUCCCAAGAUGCUUUGCUCCUGAAUCCUUGGGAAAGGUUCAGAGAGUCGAGUUGCAUCACUUUUCAGAUGCAAGUAGCCAUGGAUAUGGUCAAUGUUCAUACAUCCGAGUGGUGAGUGAGGACAAAGUUCAUUGUUCUUUGAUCAUAGGCAAGGCCAGAGUCGCUCCCACAAAGGUUGUAACCAUACCAAGACUUGAGUUAACAGCUGCUGUGGUCUCAGCAGCAGUCAGUAGCAUGUUAAAAGAGGAGCUGGAACUCAAAAUUGAUCAGGAAUACUUUUGGACUGACUCCAAGAUAGUUCUAGGCUACAUUGCUAAUGAAGCCCGUAGGUUUCACGUUUUUGUCGCAAACAGAGUACAGAGAAUCAGAGACUCAACAGAUCCAGCCCAGUGGUACUAUAUUGAUACUGACCAAAAUCCGGCUGAUCAUGCCUCCAGAGGCCUCAAAGUGGCAGACUUGAUCAACUCCAAUUGGUUUACUGGGCCAAAAUUCCUCUGGGAGAGAGAAAUUGCCACACCAAAAACAAAUCCGGAGCUUAUGGUAGGAGAUCCUGAGAUAAAAACGACACAAGCACUGCAAAUCAGUGCUGUCAAGGAAGAGAACUUCCUAGACAGAUUCAAAAGAUUCUCUAAGUGGCAUACUGCAUUGAAUGUUGUAGCUCGAAUCCUACGGCUAGCACAAAAGGACAAAUUACCAGAGCUCAUAACAGUUGAAGAAAGGAGAAAGGCUAGUUUAGUGCUUGUGAGAUUAGCACAGAGAGAUGCCUUCAAAGAGGAGAUACAGAAGCUUAAGCAGGGAAAAUUGUCACAUAAUAAUCAGUUGUUUCAGCUUGAUCCAGUGCUGCAGGAGGGUGUCCUCAGGGUGGGAGGGAGAUUAAAGGCAGCUUCCUUACCUCUUCAUCAGAAACACCCAGCCAUCUUGCCAAAAGAUGGUGUCAUCACACGUAUGAUCCUGGACUACUGUCAUGAAAAAACUCAGCAUCAAGGCAGAGGUCAAACCCUCAAUGAACUGAGAGCAAAUGGCUACUGGAUUCAUGGUGGCAGUAAAGUUGUGGCAAAUCAAAUCAAACAGUGUGUCUCAUGCAGAAGAGCUCGCAGGCCUACAGAAACACAAAAAAUGGCUGACCUACCUGUGAACCGUAUUGACCCCUCACCACCGUUCUCAUUCUGUGGGAUGGACUGCUUUGGACCCUUUCCAACUAAGCAGGGUCGGAAGGAAAGUAAGAGAUACGGUCUGAUAUUCACUUGUUUAUCAUCAAGAGCCGUUCACAUUGAAAUGCUUGAGGAUCUAACAAUGGAUGCAUUCAUAAAUGCUUUGCGAUGUUUUAUAGCUAUCCGAGGACCUGUAAGAGAGAUCAGAUCAGAUCAGGGAACAAAUUUUGCAGGGGCUAGAAAUGAACUCUCAAAAACUCUAAAAGAAAUGGACAAAGAUAGAGUGGCUGCUUACUUAGCAGAGAAACAGUGUGACCUUGUCAUGAAUGUACCUGAUGCUAGUCACAUGGGAGGUGUAUGGGAACGACAGAUUAGGACAGUGAGAAGUGUCAUGACAUGGGCCCUCUCAAAGAGUGUUGGGAGGUUGGAUGAUGCAUCCUUGAGAACAUUUUUCUAUGAAGCCAUGUCAAUAAUAAACAGUCGCCCACUCACUAAUGACAGCAUCAGUGAUCCCAAAGGUGAAGAACCACUUACACCGAACCACUUGCUCACUAUGAAGACCUCUGUCCCUCUGCCGCCUCCAGGAAAAUUUGAGGCAGAAGAUCUGUACGCUAAGAAAAGGUGGCGCAGAGUGCAAUAUUUGUCUGAACAAUUCUGGUGUAGGUGGAAGAAAGAAUAUUUAGCAAACAUCACUCUAAGGCAAAAGUGGCAUUCUCCACGACGCAAUGUUAAGAUUGGAGAUGUUGUCAUUCUCAGAGAAGAGGGAUCUCCUCGCAAUGAAUGGAGACUGGGAAGAGUGUUAAAUGUUUGUACAGAUGAUGAUGGUCUGGUGCGUAAAGCCACUAUACAAAUAGGUAACAAAAAACUAGGAAAGGAAGGUCAAAGGCUCACUAAUCCAUCCAUUAUUGAGCGUCCUAUUCAUAAACUUGUUGUGUUAGUGGAAAGUAACUAAAGGUUUUCCAUAGUUACCAAAACAUGUAAUAUGUACUUGUGUUGAGAGAUACAAAACCAUUCUCAAUCUCAGAGUUCCUCCCUCAUACUUGUUUUGUGUAUUGUUUGAGAAAUUACUUGAUUUAUUCAAGGUUAAAGGUCAUCAUAAAUCAUAGUAAUUGGUGGGAGUGUAACUGUUUGAGACAGUGUUUAUGAGUUAAUGAAAUGGUUUUAAAAAGGUUAUAAAUAAGUAUGAGUAUGAGUUCAUAAACAAUUUAGAGUAUUAAAAAUGUGAGUAAAGAGACAGAAAGAGUUCCAAUGUGAUUUUAUUUUGAAAUGUACAGACAUGAUUUGUUGUAUGAGGAAUUGUGGGUAGAAGGAGAGCCCGCGCUUUGAGAAAAGAGAGUCUGGAUAUGGCAGCGCAUGGUCAGAAAACACAAAAAAGUGACUACACUAUGUUCUAGAGGCGCACACGUUUUCACGGUGUCUCAAGAUUGUUUGUCGUCGGAGGAGAAUGAGGAGAAAAUAAAAAAGAUGAAUCUUGA
Scatophagus argus is the source of this 6570-nucleotide messenger RNA. RefSeq lists its product as uncharacterized. The transcript has 2 exons. The coding region runs from base 66 to 6047 and encodes 1993 amino acids. Gene Ontology annotation, biological process: DNA integration. NCBI's taxonomy places the organism in Eukaryota, Metazoa, Chordata, Actinopteri, Scatophagidae. The record is from RefSeq and is a predicted model, not a curated record. Gene Ontology annotation, molecular function: nucleic acid binding; zinc ion binding.